UCCUCCACAUUUUGGAUUUCAGGAUUAUCUCCAAUGGCGAAUUCCAGUUCUCCAAAGAAGGUCUUGAUGUUAUGUGGCGAUUACAUGGAAGACGUUGAGGCGAUGGUUCCAUUUCAGGCAUUGCAAGCUUUUGGAUUGUCCGUCGAUGCUGUUUGCCCUGGUAAAAAAUCGGGUGAUAUUUGUCGCACUGCUAUCCAUCAACGUUCUGCUCAUCAGCAGACGUAUUCCGAGGGCCGUGGUCACAACUUCACUCUCAAUGCAACAUUUGAUGAGAUUGAUCCAAGCACAUAUAGUGGCUUGAUUAUACAAGGAGGGCGUGCUCCAGAAUAUCUUGCGAUGAAUGAAUCAGUCCUAGACCUGGUGAAACAUUUUGCCAAAUCUGGAAAACCUAUUGCUUCCAUCUGUCAUGGACAACUUAUCUUGGCUGCUGCUGAUGUAGUGAAGGAUCGAAAAUGUACAGCAUAUCCUGCUGUUGGACCUGUGCUCGUUGCUGCUGGUGCUCAUUGGGUAGAACCCGAGACAUUGGCAUCAUGCACUGUUGAUGCAAAUUUUAUCACUGGAGCUACUUACUAUGGGCACGCUGAGUAUAUCCGUCAUUUCAUCAAGGCAUUAGGAGGUACCGUAACUGGUUCCAACAAACGGAUUCUAUUCCUUUGUGGGGAUUACAUGGAAGACUAUGAGGUAUUUGUUCCUUUUCAGUCCCUUCAAGCUCUUGGAUGCCAUGUGGAUGCCGUUUGCCCCAACAAAAAAGCGGGUGACAACUGUCCUACCGCUGUCCAUGAUUUUGAGGGGGACCAGACAUACAGUGAAAAACCCGGCCAUGAUUUCGAACUGACAGCUAACUUCAAGGAUUUAGAUGCUUCGAGUUAUGAUGCUCUUGUCAUCCCUGGAGGUCGAGCUCCUGAAUACCUUGCACUAGACCAAGAAGUUAUUAAACUGGCAAAAUAUUUUAUGGAAGCUGGAAAGCCGGUAGCAUCCAUAUGCCAUGGGCAACAGAUUCUGUCUGCUGCUGGUGUUCUAAAGGGCAAGAAAUGUACUGCAUAUCCUGCUGUCAAACUUAAUGUGGUAUUGGGUGGUGCAACCUGGUUAGAACCCGACCCCAUAGAUCGUUGCUUUACUGAUGGAAAUCUAGUAACCGGAGCAGCCUGGCCGGGCCACCCUCAGUUCAUCGCUCAAUUCAUGGCAUUGCUUGAUGUACGCGUAUGUUUCUAGUAUCUUUCGUUGUUUUUUCCUGUGUAGCACUCGGUUUUAUACAAAAUCAAUAAAUAAAUAUCAAGGUACGUUUGUCCCUGUAAGCGUUAAACCAUAUUGAAAAGGACAUCCAAAGCACAAGACAUGUUUAUCUAA
This is a messenger RNA of Cynara cardunculus var. scolymus (artichoke), 1347 nucleotides long. Its product is annotated as protein DJ-1 homolog D. Bases 34 to 1212 code for a protein of 392 amino acids. The record is from RefSeq and is a predicted model, not a curated record. The transcript has 5 exons. Lineage: Eukaryota; Viridiplantae; Streptophyta; Magnoliopsida; Asterales; Asteraceae.